AUGGAGACGCAAAGAGGCGAUAACGGCACCGACAAUGCGGCUCGCCCAGCCAUCACUUUGCCAACGUCGGUUGCGCCCGAGACGCUGAGUUCUUCCCAGCUGCACGCGCUCUUCGACAUCCUGACGCACCGUGAGACCUAUGCGGAGGUAGAGAGCUUCAAGGAUUCCCGAACGAUUUCGGAGUACGGAUAUCCCUUUGCCCGACAUGACCCGCAAUCCGACGGUGUGCCAUCAUAUGCUUCAGACUCGGCGGCUCCGCUGUUGGCCGGUGUACUACGAAGCAUCGUGCUGCCGUGCCCGGGCGUCCGCGACCUACCCACCGAGUUCUGGCAUGUGAGAUUUCAGGGCAUCUUGGAGAAGCUUGCAGAGGCCGAGCUGUCGGAGUCCUACGACAAGGCGGCUCUGGGUAUUAGGAAGACCCUGGCCACUGCCGCGUCGGCGAUUCACGAGGCCGUCUCGAGAGGGCUCCUCGGAGGGGCUGAGCGUCGCAGGGGCGGGAACCUCCACCGAGAGUAUGACAGGUCUAAUGCCCAAGACCUGGUCCAGGCGUGGGAAGAUGCCCUGGAGGAACUCGUGUAUGGAGAUCUCGUUGACGAGCUCUUCUCUUGCGCGGCCGAAAAGCCGAGCCUUGAAGAGCACUCCCCCGGGGUGCAAGCUGCCGCAGACUACGUCAUUAUCCAGUACGAAUGUGACCGAGAGGUCAAGGGUAGACAGCUAACAACGUCUGCUAGAAUCAUCUGGCUCGUGCUCUCGUGGGAUGCUUCUGAGUUCCGCAAGGUCUCCGAAGCGAUAGAAAGGUCAAAAGGAGGUCCCGUUGCCUCAAAAGAGCAACUGGCAACGAUCCGAAGCUAUGUCAGCAGCCCAAGAGAAGAACAUGACGAGGCUCGCAGAAUCAGUGCGCAGGAAGCUCGACCCAUGGUGGCCGUGAUCCUGGAGCGGUCCAGUCCGGGCCUGUCAGCCUCAGUCUCAGAAGCGCAACUUGUGGAGUGUUCCCAGUAUCUGUCGGCGUUGCUGUCAGCCCGAGAUCGUGAUGAGAUCAGCAAUACGCUCUGUCGCCAGAACCCGGAUCUCUUCACACAAGCAAUCAAGGACGCCGUGGCGGCCUUCGAACCCAUGGUCCGUGCCAUCCACCAGCGAGUCGAUCUCCGCGAACAGAUUUCAGCGGCGGAAGGCUUUGUCAACGACUUCCUAAGCAUACACAAGCCUAAAAAGUCCACCUCAGGACUUCAGGGCUUCUCGUUAAACGGCGACCUACAAGACCAGCAAGCCCCGUCGGUGGAGGAUUACGUUCUGCUCCUGAGGAAUAACCGGCAGCUCCUCUACAACUGGCUUCAUCAGCUAGCGAGCCAGUGCCCAGAGCUGCGAGAUGACUUCUGUGCCUGGGCAAAGAAGACGAUCAAGGAAUUUCGGCAGGCACAGUACCCGCCUCCGAAGCCGGCUGAUGCCAUUACCCCCAACAAUCAAAAACCGGAGUUGCCCCCAGACACGAAACAGCGCCCAGGCGCCGCCGGCGCCCUAAGCGCCGACCUCCAAGACCUCUUCGCCUCCCUGGCCCCCGAAACCCGCGCCGGCAUCCUCCCAGCCAUCGACGCGCACGCAGCAUACCUCUCCGCGCUCGAAGACCUCUCCCUCGCUCGCAUGCAGCGCAUCCUCGACAACCUCGCCACAAGCACAACCACAAACGGCGCUACAACCCCUUCUCCCACCACCACCACCGCCGCCACCCCCAGCGCCGCCGCAGCCCCAGCCCAGGCCAGCCAGACAGCCCAGACAGCCCCACCAUCGUUCUUCUCCCCGGCCUACUGGUCCGGCCGUUCGACCCCGCGCUCACCCACGCCGAACCCCGACGCAGUGCCCCCCGCCCGUAUUCACAAUAAAGCAGGCGGGCGGUCCGUCUCCGGCCCGGGCAUGUAUCUCUCGCGCUGGCAGCACCUGCUCGACAGCACGGCCAUCACGCCGGCGUACCCGGGUGGGGCCGUGCGGAGGGGGAGGGAUGUCAAGGGCCAGGUGGCGCGGGGGAAGGUUGCUGCUGCUGCUGGCGUCGCUGGUGCUGGGACGGCGGCCGGGCAGGGAGGAUGGGAUGCUGCUCUGUUGGCGAGGAUGGGGCAGCAGGAGGAGGAGGAGGCUGGCGCGGCGCCGCCUGAUGUGGGGUGCGUGGUGGAAGCGUUGGGAGAGCGGUUCCGGGGCUUGGUUAAGGGGUUGGUCAAUGCGAGAUGGGGGAGGGUCCCUAGCUGA
Thermothielavioides terrestris NRRL 8126 is the source of this 2235-nucleotide messenger RNA. RefSeq lists its product as uncharacterized. The coding region runs from base 1 to 2235 and encodes 744 amino acids. The record is from RefSeq and is a predicted model, not a curated record. Gene Ontology annotation, molecular function: phosphatidylinositol binding. NCBI's taxonomy places the organism in Eukaryota, Fungi, Ascomycota, Sordariomycetes, Sordariales, Chaetomiaceae. The transcript is spliced from 2 exons.